CCACUGGGAGGGUCGCUUGGUCAGCCGGUCCCUUCUUUGCAGAGACCAGAGUUGCGUGGAGUCACGGCGGUGAAGACAGCUCACCCAGAGACUGAGGACUCUCUGAAGAUCUUGUACUUGUGUGCAGAACAAGGAUGCGUGAAAUCGUACACAUUCAGAUCGGCCAGUGUGGUAACCAGAUCGGGGCCAAGUUCUGGGAGGUGAUUGGCGAGGAGCAUGGUAUCGAUGUGGCUGGGAGCUACCGUGGGGACAGUGCCCUGCAGCUGGAGAGAAUCAGCGUGUACUACAACGAGGCCCAAGGUAAGAAGUACGUGCCCCGAGCAGUCUUGGUGGACCUGGAACCUGGGACCAUGGACAGCAUCCGAUCCAGCCGACUAGGAGCCCUCUUCCAACCAGACAGCUUUGUCCACAGUAACUCCGGGGCCGGCAACAACUGGGCCAAGGGCCACUACACGGAGGGGGCCGAGCUGGUGGAGAGCGUGCUGGACGUGGUGCGGGGCGAGGCCGAGGGCUGCGACUGCCUGCAGGGCUUCCAGAUCGUGCACUCGCUGGGCGGGGGCACGGGCUCGGGCAUGGGCACGCUGCUGAUGAACAAGAUCCGCGAGGAGUACCCCGACCGCAUCCUCAACUCCUUCAGCGUCAUGCCCUCCCCCAAGGUGUCGGACACGGUGGUGGAGCCGUACAACGCGGUGCUGUCCAUCCACCAGCUGCUGGAGAACGCCGACGCCUGCUUCUGCAUCGACAACGAGGCGCUCUACGACAUCUGCUUCCGCACCCUGAGGCUGACCACGCCCACCUACGGGGACCUCAACCACCUGGUGUCCCUGACCAUGAGCGGGGUCACCACCUCGCUGCGCUUCCCGGGCCAGCUCAACGCCGACCUGCGCAAGCUGGCCGUGAACAUGGUGCCCUUCCCGCGCCUGCACUUCUUCAUGCCCGGCUUCGCGCCGCUCACCGCCCAGAGCAGCCAGCAGUACCGCGCGCUGUCGGUGGCCGAGCUCACCCAGCAGAUGUUCGAUGCCCGCAACACCAUGGCCGCCUGCGACCCGCGCCGCGGCCGCUACCUGACCGUGGCCUGCAUCUUCCGGGGGAAGAUGUCCACCAAGGAGGUGGACGACCAGCUGCUCUCCGUGCAGACCAAGAACAGCGGCUGCUUCGUGGAGUGGAUCCCCAACAACGUCAAGGUGGCCGUCUGCGACAUCCCGCCCCGGGGGCUGAACAUGGCCGCCACCUUCAUUGGCAACAACACGGCCAUCCAGGAGCUGUUCACCAGGGUCUCGGAGCACUUCUCGGCCAUGUUCAAGAGGAAGGCUUUCGUGCACUGGUACACGGGCGAGGGGAUGGACGUCAAUGAAUUCGUGGAAGCUGAAAGCAAUGUCCAUGAUCUGGUGUCCGAGUACCAACAGUUUCAAGACACCAAAGUGGUUCUGGAGGAGAACGAAGAGGUGGUGGCCGAGGCAGACCAGGAACUAGAAGGUCAGGGACAUUAACCAGAGAGAAGCUGUGUGAGUGUCGGCUGUGGCGUGGUCACCUCCAGAGCAGUUUCUCUCAAGUCUUAAGAGGAGCAUUUCCCUGCAGUAAAGCCAAAGCGAUUCUGCACUGCAGCCCAGCGAGCCACAGCAGCGACAGCAGCCACCCAGUAUGCGCUUUGACACAGCACCACGGGGCUGGGUGUGGGGUGGGGGGAAGUGAGUAACUGAUGGGCAUUAGGGUCUUUGGCUGGCAUUUACUAACCUUGAAGAGUUUGCUCUUCAAUGCACACUCUAGUCACUUGUUUUUAACAGCCAAGUGAAUUCACCGUUUGUUUAAAGGUCGGGAGGGGGGAGUUCUGUACGCCUAGCAUGCAGCCAGGCAUCAAGACUGCACACGUGCACACGCGGGGAGGGCGCCCACUGCCCUUGCCUUUAGGUUGUAAACGUGUUAGCGCCCUGGUGAGCGCUCCGGAGUCUGUUCUUGG
Messenger RNA from Vicugna pacos (alpaca), 1957 nucleotides. RefSeq names its product tubulin beta 1 class VI (gene TUBB1). Gene Ontology annotation, molecular function: structural constituent of cytoskeleton; GTPase activity; GTP binding. Gene Ontology annotation, cellular component: microtubule. Gene Ontology annotation, biological process: microtubule-based process. NCBI's taxonomy places the organism in Eukaryota, Metazoa, Chordata, Mammalia, Artiodactyla, Camelidae. The record is from RefSeq and is a predicted model, not a curated record.